Messenger RNA from Fulmarus glacialis (Northern fulmar), 631 nucleotides. RefSeq names its product putative COBW domain-containing protein 7. NCBI's taxonomy places the organism in Eukaryota, Metazoa, Chordata, Aves, Procellariiformes, Procellariidae. Bases 133 to 357 code for a protein of 74 amino acids. Gene Ontology annotation, cellular component: cytoplasm. The transcript has 5 exons. The record is from RefSeq and is a predicted model, not a curated record.
CAUGCACAUCUAGAUAAGGGUAUAAUUACAGUAACAUUUGAAGUUCCAGGAAAUAUAAAAGAAGAAAACUUAAAUCUCUUUAUUCAGAACGUUCUGUGGGAGAAGAAUGUGAAAGAUAAGACCGGACGCACCAUGGACAUCAUAAGACUGAAGGGACUGGUAUCUAUUCAAGGCAAAUCUCAUCAGGUGAUAGUCCAAGGUGUCCAUGAGCUCUAUGAUCUGGAAGAGACUGCAGUAGCCUGGAAGGAAAACGAAAAGAGAACAAAUAGGUUGGUCCUAAUAGGCAGGAACUUGGAUAAGGAUACCAUCAAAGAAGUAUUCAUAGCCACUGUGGAAGAGAAACAAGGAAACAGUUGACAUCAAACUACAAAAAACAUGAAACGUCUGCUUAAUCCCGCAAGCUUUUUAUGACAGAAAAGACUGAAUGACAUGCAGUAUAGUAGUUUCUUUUUCCUCUUGCAGUUUACACAACAAUUAAGCCCUGAAGUCCUCCUAAGAAUCCCAGCUGACCUACUGUUUAAAGAUUAGCUCUACGGUCUAGAAUCAAACACAAAGAAUUCUACCAUUUUGGAUUUGGCUUAAGUUAUGUCAGUAACAUCAUUUCCUGUGCAGAAAUGCAGAUAGGCAAAAG